AUGUCGGUUCAACCUGGAAACUACAGGAUACAGAACGUCGGUGCCCAUACCUAUAUGGAUAUGUUUUCUGGGUGGAGUGCACAAGGCACCAGGAUUGCGGGUUGGUGGGACAACGACAAUUUGAACCAGCUUUGGCAAUUCGAGCCGGUUGGCAACGAUACGUGGAAGCUCUUGAAUGCUGCUAGCGGCACAUACGCCCUUGCGCCAAUCCACGCCCUUAACAAGGGACUUGUCGGCGGCACGCCUCCGGACCUGUUCACUUUCAUCGACUCCGAUGGGUCUUACCAGAUCAAACUUGCCGAUGAGCCUCUUGUGCUGUACCUCGCCAAUGGUCUUGACGAUACGCAGGUCACCCUUCAGGCUGCUGAUGGCGGUGACGACAACCAGUUCUGGUACCUGCACCCUGCUACCAAUUAA
Messenger RNA from Postia placenta MAD-698-R-SB12, 417 nucleotides. RefSeq names its product carbohydrate-binding module family 13 protein. The transcript has 5 exons. Bases 1 to 417 code for a protein of 138 amino acids. The record is from RefSeq and is a predicted model, not a curated record. NCBI's taxonomy places the organism in Eukaryota, Fungi, Basidiomycota, Agaricomycetes, Polyporales, Adustoporiaceae.